AUGUCCCCUAUCAAUAGAGAAAAGUUAUUCCCUGCUCAUUAUGGAAAGAAGAACUUUAUCAUCCUUAUAAGACAUGAACACAUCGUCUUCCACGAAGCUUCAGGAUCUGCUCUAGGAAGGGAUUAUACAUAUAUCCUGAAAAAUAAAGGCAGUAUUAACAGUUCCUGUAGAGAGUCUUUGUUCGAGGAUUUUCAGAAACAAAGUCCCACCUCUACUGGGGAUAUUUUAGAUAGGCGCUGGCCAGCGAAUACUAUACAGGAACUCACAAAUAAUGAUGCAAUAAUUGAUGACAGCUCAAAAGGGGGAUUAUCAGGGGAUCUAAAGCCGCGUCAUUCUUUUAUAAACGACAUACGAAACCUACAGAUCGUUAUGAUUACACAUAAUAUGGACAUUCUACAAUGGAUUCUUGAAAAGAUUACAUACAUAAAACAGAGGGUUCUAACUAUCGGGAUCAGCAUUAUCAUAGAAUAUCAUACAGAAUUAAGUGUGACUGUUCAGGAGACUUUAUCAAUGAGAAAUAGAACAUUCAACCCUCAAGUAAAACGUCAAGCAAAAUAUCUCCUGAGCCUUAAAGGGGAAAUGCGGAAAAUCCAUACCGUACAUCAAGAACUGAAAGGAACAAUCUUAAUAAAUAUCACAAUACUCAAAAUCCGGAAUCAUCAGGAAGAAUACGGGGGAAUCCGUACUAUAACCCUCAGGCAGUACCACGUCGUCAUCAAGUCCUUGUACCAUCAAAUAAGCGUCAUAGGAUAUCUGUAUGUGCUUCUGAAAGUAUCCGAAUAUGGACAACCAUUCGACGGUAUCACCGUUGUUGUGGUAGGUAGAAUUAUAAGGAAGGAGGCCCCAUUCUAUGAGGGUCCUGGGUCUCUUCGGAAUGCUGCAGACCUAAUUAGCUAUAUGGAUGCCUCAUCACUUAACCCCAAUACAUCUCCUAGAAUCAAAGUCUGGGAAAAUUCUGGUGUCUUUAAAGGUACGGAUCAGGAGACUUCAGGAGGGAUUUCUAUAAGGGCAAAGAUGGAAGAAGAUGAGGGUGCAGACACGUAUUAUAAGCAUUCUCACAUUGGAUGGAUUAAUAGAAAGAUAUGUAAUCGGGAAUGA
Molecule: messenger RNA, 1098 nt
Organism: Plasmodium inui San Antonio 1
Lineage: Eukaryota; Apicomplexa; Aconoidasida; Haemosporida; Plasmodiidae
Exons: 6
Coding region: 1-1098 (365 amino acids)
Source: RefSeq, a predicted model, not a curated record